This is a messenger RNA of Parnassius mnemosyne (clouded apollo), 2067 nucleotides long. Lineage: Eukaryota; Metazoa; Arthropoda; Insecta; Lepidoptera; Papilionidae. The record is from the annotation of a GenBank genome assembly.
AUGAAUGAAACCAAAUCACUUUUAGUAUUAUUUUGUGCAUCUUUAUUUGUAAUGAUAAAUGGACAUCUUACAAUUGGCGAAAACACACCAAAUCCUUUUGAUACAGAAUUAUACGAAAAAGUGUUGGAUUCAGAAUUAUGUCAGAAGCAAAUACAAUACAUGUUGUCUAAUAAUUCAAUUCUGUUGGCGCAAUUUUUGGAUGCAGGCAUAAGAUUACCCAGAGGUUUUCUCGAUGGCAACUCUGUUGAUUUGGGAAAUUACCAACAAUGUCUGGGAAUCGAUGUACCUUUCGAAAAUUCAAAUAUCGUUGGAAAAUAUUGUACGAUACAAGUGCCUCUAAACCAAGAAUUAAAUUUGCCUGGAUUAUUUGGUUCGUCGGAACCAUUUUAUAUGAGUUCAUUGAAGUAUGCAGCAGAUACUGAAGGAAUAUUACAGCGAUAUAAUGCGAUUUUGAGAGGUUAUCGAGCAUUAUCUGGCGUAGAUUUAGAAGACAGAUCCACGCCCGGAGGUCCUUUUCAAGAAUCGGUUUUGAGAUUGGCAGUAUGUAUUCCUCAACCUUGUACCACACAAGAGGCUAUAUCGGCUUUGCUGUUUAACGUCAAUGCUCUUGGUUUUGAAUACAACGACUAUUAUUGUCGUCUACCUAACGACAAACAAUGGGUACCCGCUGAUAACUUUGCAGUAGUGAUUUUCACCAUAAUUGGAUUUUUGACGCUACUAAGCACUACGUAUGAGCUAAUAUACAUCUACAUCUUAAAGAAAGAUCCAAAGACCGCGAAUUUUUACUAUUGCUCCUUUUCUUUAUAUAACAAUACUCGUUGUGUCCUAAGUUUCCCCAAAAGCGCUGAUACCUUACUAUGUCUUCACGGCAUACGAACAAUCGCUACAUUGUGGGUCAUCAUAGGCCAUGCAUUUUCUUCUCUCACCUUUUUACUGAACCCUACUGAAAUUUUUAUGUGGAUGGUAUCAGCUGAGUCGACGUGGAUUACUGCAGCACCUAUCACAGUGGACACGUUUUUUGUUAUGACUGGAAUUCUGUUGGUGUUCACAACUGCAAAGAAAAGCGAUGGAAUGACUCUCGUUAAAAACAUACACCUGUUCUACUUGAACAGACUUUUACGUAUGUUGCCACUAUUGGCGGUGGCAGUUCUAUUGGAGGCGUCCAUAUUCCACCGGGUCGCGGACGGACCUGACUGGAACGUUGUCGCGAGAAACGCGCACAGAUGUCGGGCUUUCUGGUGGACGACACUUCUGCAUAUGCAAAAUUACCUCAAUCCUAAUGAAAUGUGCAUACCUCAUUCGUGGUACCUCGCCAUCGAUAUACAGCUGCAUAUUCUUUCGCCUCUGCUGUUGUUUUGGUUGUUAAGUGGUAAACGUCAUAUCGCUUGGUCGGCGUUAAUGGCAACACUGGCGGUCACAUUGGGCGGUUCUGCCAUAUACAAUUAUUUCAUGGAGUUGCCAUCUCACACCGUCGCUAUUGCACGAGGCGAGGAACUGACGGAUUAUAUGACCAAGUAUUAUUUCCAUAUAAUGUCUCGAAUGACUCCGUUCGUUGUCGGUAUGGUGUAUGGAUACGUGCUACAUCUGUGGCAUGGAAGGAAAAUAAAAAUUCAUCCAAUCGUGGUACUCAUUUCAUGGGCGAUAACUUUUGGUAUAAUCUCAGUUAUCUUUUAUAUUCUACACCGGGUAAAGCAGUUGGAAUGGGAUGAUCAAGCCGUUGACACUAUAUUGAACACAUUGAUGAGGCCAAUGUGGGCUGUCGCUAUUGGUUGGAUAGUUCUCGCUUGUGUUCAUGGAUAUGGAGGUCCUAUUAAUUGGUUUCUGUCCCUGUACAUCUGGCAGUUACCGAGCCGGCUCUCAUACGGAAUGUACUUAUUCCAUUUCCCAAUAAUUUUUAUUGCAAAUGACGCUAAAACGACCCCGCAACUGUUUUCUGUCCCAAUAGUUUUAUUUAGGUCGCUGUCGUAUAUAAUCCUGUCUUUUAUCGUGUCUUUCGUUCUCACUGUGGUUAUAGAUAACCCAUUCACGAAUAUCUUUAAGCGUCUAUUAGAGAAGGGUGAGUCAUAA